This is a messenger RNA of Sphenostylis stenocarpa, 444 nucleotides long. Lineage: Eukaryota; Viridiplantae; Streptophyta; Magnoliopsida; Fabales; Fabaceae. The record is from the annotation of a GenBank genome assembly.
AUGAGACCAGCUGUCCAGAAGAUUCAUCCGGAUACUGAUUUGAAAUUUGCUUGUCUUGACUUGCUUCCAACGCUGUCACGCAACUACGCCAUAUCUGCCUCAGGGACCCGUAGAAAUCUUGGUGGGGCCACUGGGGGCAGGGACGAGGCACUUGGCAGUCCACUCGAUCGCGAUGACGAGCCAGGAAGCGCGAUAAGUGUCAAAGAUACACUUGGUGUUGGUCUUGGGUUUGAGGAAAUAGAAGGCAUAUCGGAUCUUCUGCUCGGAGGAGGAAAAGAAGGGAGGGGAGAGGCAGAGUUGGGGUGCGAAGAAAGGAGGUGGGGCUCAUCCACCUACAAUCCCACCCAACCCCUUGAAGAAUUGGUGAGAAAGGUGGGGGUUAAGAGGAAAAAUGUCUCAUUUGCCCUCAAUGCCACUGAAUUUGUGCAUGUUGGGAUGAUUUAG